GACUGAGGAGAAUUCAUCUCAGGUGUUCCUGAUGUGUUUUUCCUUUUCCUCCGUGGUUUUUAUUCUGCACCUUCAUGAAGCCGUGGUCGUGGCGAUGAGCAGUAACGAGUGCUUCGGUUGCGGCCACUCAGGCCACUGGGUGAAGAACUGUCCGAGUGGCGGCCGAGGGCGAGGGAAAGGUCGCGGCAGAGGCAAAGACCUGUUCUGUUACCGAUGUGGCGAACUCGGGCACGUGGCCAGAGACUGCGAGCGCACAGAGGAUGCCUGCUACAACUGCGGCAGAGAAGAUCACAUCUCCAGAGACUGCAAGGAGCCCAAGAAGGAGCGCGAGCAGCUGUGCUACAACUGCGGCAAGGCCGGUCACAUGGCGCGCAAUUGUAACCACGCCCACGAGCAAAAGUGCUACUCCUGCGGCAGCUUCGGACACAUUCAGAAGUGCUGUGAGAAGGUCAAGUGCUACAGGUGCGGGGAGAUCGGCCAUGUUGCGGUGCACUGCAGCAAGGCAUCCGAGUUGAACUGUUAUAACUAUGGGAAGUCAGGUCACCUGGCGAAAGAGUGCACCAUCGAAGCCACUGCCUAGCUGGCCUCUGACCCCUGACCCCACGCUCCCAAACCUCUUCUUUAAUCUCUCUUCAUGCACUCUGAUCUUCCUCUUGUCAUUGGUCCAGAGGCCUGUUGGUCAGCCUCGUAACAGCAAGUCAGAGCAGACGGAGGGGGGAGGAGAGGGCGGACUAUAAAAAACCCUUUUUUCUUCUGUGUUUUAGUUUGGUAGCUGUGUUACGAUGUACAGAGCUUUUUUAGACCUGAGAAGAGUGAUGUAUGAAGGCCAAAUUAGGCCCCUCCCCUCUGCCCUUUGGCUGGGCCUAACAGAGCGAUGGAAGUUUGUGUCUUGCCAACUUCAUUUUUGUCUUUGGACUAAAUAAAAUGAUUGGCCCCGCCUCCAGCAAUCAUCCAAUAGUAUCGCAGGAUUAACACCUCACGACCAUCUCCCGAUCAUCAAUCAUAUGGUCGCAAGAAAAUCAAACCUGUCGGCUGUCGUGAGGGUGUCACUGCAGCCUCUCACACUGCGCACGCGCAAACACAGAAAUGAAAGUGAAAAGACGGAGCAGUGCGGCAGUGCAGCGUGUGAUCUGGACAAGCGAUGGAGGCACAACUUGUUGAACUUUGGCUCAUCCGAGCCUUUUCGAUGUGGGGGCCGCUCGUCCUGCAGGGGGCAGUAGUGCAGACAUAAACCCGGAUGCAGUGGUGGUGGAGCCGGUGACGUGUUUCCUGUUAGUGUGCGUGCU
This is a messenger RNA of Oreochromis aureus, 1286 nucleotides long. RefSeq names its product CCHC-type zinc finger, nucleic acid binding protein b (gene cnbpb). NCBI's taxonomy places the organism in Eukaryota, Metazoa, Chordata, Actinopteri, Cichliformes, Cichlidae. Gene Ontology annotation, molecular function: nucleic acid binding; zinc ion binding. The transcript has 6 exons. The coding region runs from base 32 to 580 and encodes 182 amino acids. The record is from RefSeq and is a predicted model, not a curated record.